Messenger RNA from Alternaria arborescens, 1128 nucleotides. RefSeq lists its product as hypothetical. The transcript has 2 exons. The record is from RefSeq and is a predicted model, not a curated record. NCBI's taxonomy places the organism in Eukaryota, Fungi, Ascomycota, Dothideomycetes, Pleosporales, Pleosporaceae. The coding region runs from base 1 to 1128 and encodes 375 amino acids. Gene Ontology annotation, molecular function: oxidoreductase activity, acting on paired donors, with incorporation or reduction of molecular oxygen; monooxygenase activity; iron ion binding.
AUGGGAAGCCGCUCAACUCUUCACCCACGCGUUGUUAAAGCGCAAUUGAACCACCAUCUCGCGGACGUCAUGCCUGCCGUCCAACAGGAAAUCUUUGACUCAGUGAAGGACAACUUUCCUUUGUGUGACGACUGGACACCAAUAUCUGUCGUCUCAACCCUAACCCAGAUCGUUGCGCGCGUCUCCUCUGCCAUGUUCGGCGGAACUACACUUUCGCACAACAAGCCUUGGGUUGCCGCAAGCAUCGCCUUCGCCAUCGACGGCUUCAUCGGGGCGCAGAAACUGAAGAAGUACCCCGUGUUCAUGAAACCCCUAGUUGCACCUUUUAUCCCAGAGCUUAGAAAUAUAGCCAAGCAUUACAAAGCCGCUGAAGAGGCUGCAAUACCUCUGAUAGAGAGCAGGAGGAAGAGGCAAGAUGAAGCGAUGGAUUUAUUAUAUUGGAUGGAUGAACAAGCCAAGGGUGAAGAGAAGGAUUUGAAGUUCCUCGCGGGAAUACUGUUGAAAAUUUCCUUUGCAGCUAUCCACACAUCUGCUGCAGCUCCAGCACAACUGCUCUUCGAUCUAUGCGAAAGACCAUACAUUAUCCACGAACUGCGCAAGGAAAUUGCCAGUGUAAUGGACAAAGAUGGAAUGAUAUCAAAAGCAGGGUUCCUGGAGAUGGUCAAGAUGGAUAGUUGGAUGAAAGAAGCCCAACGCUUCAAUCCGCUUCUGCUCAUCACUUUCGAACGCGUAGUCCAUAGGCCGUUUACACUGUCCUCGGGUCUCAUCAUUCCCGCACACACUACAAUCGGCAUUCCGACACAAGCUAUCACCAUGGACCCAGCUCUCUAUCCUGAUCCGGAGACAUAUGAUCCAUGGCGCUUCUCCAAGCUACGAGAAGAGAGUGUGGAAAACGAGGGCAAGGCACAAUAUGUAGCAUCGAAUCCUGCGAGUAUGAGCUUUGGAUAUGGAAGGCAUGCGUGUCCUGGAAGAUUCUUUGCAACGCAGGAGAUCAAGGCGAUCAUGGCGCACAUCAUCAUGGGCUAUGAUGUUAGAUUUUCAGAGGGGCAGACGAGGCCGAAUAGUCUCUGUGUUGAGACGCAGUAUUUGCCGAGUCCGGAGGCAACAGUAGAGUUUAGGAAAAGGUGA